This is a messenger RNA of Funneliformis caledonium, 1398 nucleotides long. The record is from the annotation of a GenBank genome assembly. Lineage: Eukaryota; Fungi; Glomeromycota; Glomeromycetes; Glomerales; Glomeraceae.
AUGUCAAAACGUUCACUUAGUGCAAGUAGCAAUCAAGAAGAGGUGGAAGAAAAAGUUAAUAAAAAACAAAAGGCAGAACAAUCAAAUUUGAUCGAUGGAAUUGGUGAAGUCCCUCAACUUGAAACUACCGAAACAGCUUCGGAAUCAGUCAGUUUCGAUUUCGAAACUUUAGAUAUUUCGGAACCUACUAAGAAAGCCAUUAAAGAAAUAGGGUUCACUAGAAUGACGGAAGUUCAAGCAAGAACGAUACCUCCAUUAAUGGCUGGUCGAGAUGUUCUAGGUGCUGCUAAAACAGGCAGUGGCAAGACUUUAGCGUUUUUAAUUCCGGCGAUUGAAAUACUCCACAAAUUAAAGUUUAAACCCAGAAAUGGAACCGGUGUAAUCGUCAUUUCUCCAACAAGAGAGUUGGCUCUUCAAAUUCUUGGAGUUGUAAAAGAAUUGCUUCAAUAUCAUCAACAAACAUUUGGAAUUGUAAUGGGUGGAGCUAAUAGACAAGCUGAAGUUCAAAAAAUAACUAAAGGAGUAAAUUUAUUAAUUGCCACUCCCGGAAGAUUAUUAGAUCAUCUUCAGAACACCAAAGGGUUUGUAUACAAGAAUCUCAAAGCUCUUGUUAUAGAUGAAGCAGAUCGUAUAUUAGAAAUUGGUUUUGAGGAGGAAAUGAAGCAAAUUAUUAAAAUUCUUCCCAAAGAAAAUCGACAAUCAAUGCUCUUCUCCGCUACGCAAACAACUAAAGUUGAAGAUCUUGUACGAAUAUCCUUGAGACAAGGACCAUUAUAUAUUAACGUAGAUGAAAAAAAAGAAACGGCUACAGUGGAUGGACUUGUUCAGGGAUAUGUUGUUUGUGAUAAUGUAGCCGCAAGAGGAUUAGAUAUCCCUGCAGUGGAUUGGAUCAUACAGUACGAUCCGCCAGACGAUCCACGUGAUUAUAUUCAUCGAGUUGGUAGAACCGCUAGGGCAGGUGGUCAAGGAAAAAGCUUAUUAUUUUUAUUACCAAAUGAAUUAGGGUUUUUACGCUACCUUAAACAUGCAAAAGUACCAUUAAAUGAAUAUCAAUUCCCUGCAAAUAAAAUUGCUAAUGUUCAAUCACAGCUUGAAAAGCUUGUUGAAAAAAAUUAUUAUCUUCACGAAUCAGCCCGUGAUGGAUUUAGAUCUUAUUUAAUGUCUUAUACUUCCUAUUCACUUAAAUCGAUAUUUAAUGUGAAUAAUUUAGAUCUUCAGAAAGUCGGUAAAGCAUUUGGUUUUAAAGUACCACCAAAAGUCCAUAUUACUAUAGGUUCGAGUGGAAAAGAUUCAAAAAUUAGCAAACGAGAUAGAAAUGAUAAGGGAUCAAAUAAUCAUUUUGUUAAACAGAGGGGUAAUUCUUUGAAAAAGAACAAUGAUAAACAGUGGAGUAGAUAA